Macadamia integrifolia is the source of this 983-nucleotide messenger RNA. RefSeq names its product peroxisomal membrane protein 11A-like. The annotation marks the transcript as partial. Gene Ontology annotation, cellular component: peroxisomal membrane. NCBI's taxonomy places the organism in Eukaryota, Viridiplantae, Streptophyta, Magnoliopsida, Proteales, Proteaceae. The record is from RefSeq and is a predicted model, not a curated record. The transcript has a single exon. Gene Ontology annotation, biological process: peroxisome fission; regulation of peroxisome size.
ACCUCUGUGGAAUCAAAAGCGCAUCCAUUACAAAACUCAAAAUCUGAUGCUGCGAAAUCAUCGAAAGAGAGAGAUUUCUUGAAUCAUCUCGAAGCCUACCUCACCAAGAGAGAUGGCGUCGACAAGCUCAUCAAGAUCUGCCGAUACGCUUCCAAAAUGAUCCUCGCUUCCUCGGUACUCCCCGAAACCCUCCCUCUGAGCCGUCGUCUCAAGAGCUUCGAAACGAGUGUCGCCGUUAGCCGUAAAGCCUUUAGAUUAGGUAAAUUCGUUCAAGACUUGAACGCUCUAAGGAACGCGAAUUUCGAUUCCAAUGAAGAGUUAAUCCUUUCCGUCCUCGCUUACGGGGGCGAGGGUUUGUAUUACUUCAUCGAGCAGUUCGUUUGGUUGGCCAAAACGGGUCUGAUCGACAGUAAGCAUUCGUCGAAGCUACAGAAAAUCAGCGCUUGGGCGGAGUUCAUCGGGUAUUUUGGUAGUAUUUCUUUGAAAACUAGGGAUCUGAAGAAGAUUAAUGAAGAAAAAGCUCGAUUAAAAAAUAGGAUCGAGAUUUCUGCGUUGAGGAGUGAAGAAUACAGCAAGGAAUCGGCAGAGAUGCGUAAAUUGAAGCUUAAGAUAUUAAUGAAGAAGCUCUCGAUUGUUCAAGAUUUCGCAGAUGGGUUGAUGUCGUUCUCAGAUAUGCGGCAAGGAAAUGGGUUGCUUUCAAGUCCACUUCUCUUAGCUUCUGCUGGGCUUCUUUCAGCUCUCAUUAGUACUCACAAGAACUGGUUGUCUUGUUAAACUGGUUCUCCAUUCACUGCUUUAGGCAUCAUUCUACUGGUAAUACUCAAUUCAUUGUUUUCGUGUUCUUAUUUUAAAAUCAAGAAGGAAGAAGAAUUUUCAGAAUUCAUAGAAGAAGAAAUCGAGAACUGUAGAUUGGGUUCUCCUGCAUUUGUGUUUCUUUUUCUUAUGAAUAAAAAGCCUCAAUCGGAUACAGGUUUUGUUCUUCA